This is a messenger RNA of Diatraea saccharalis (sugarcane borer), 612 nucleotides long. NCBI's taxonomy places the organism in Eukaryota, Metazoa, Arthropoda, Insecta, Lepidoptera, Crambidae. The record is from the annotation of a GenBank genome assembly.
AUGGUAUCGGCAUUGAUUUAUAUCGCGUUCUUCAUUUUACUGACGAUACUUCCACAAGCAUCCUUCGAAGCUCCCGAUGACUACGACUAUGAAUCUUUAAGCAACGGAGCACAAGAACUACCCGAGGAUACCCACCCUGAUGAUGAGUACGUACGUCGGAUACAUUCAAUGAUCGACUCGUACAGAAGCAGUAUAAACGGACGCAUGGUGAUCGAAAGUAACGCACUCAUCAACACCAAAUAUCGGAUAUGGAAAAGGAAUGCCGAUUUAAUCAAUUCACUGCUGGCGUUACCAAAAGACAUGAAUGAUGUUGGACGCCGUUGAAAUAUGGCUGACUUUAUUAUACAUAAACAGCCCCGACUUAGGAUUUGAACAAUUGACUACUUGAUAGUUAUAACAAUAACUAUAUGUAGUAUUUUUUAUUUCAAAAUAAAUUGUAAGUGUAGUUUAUUUUUGUAAUAUCAACUCUUGGAUUACAAGCAACAAAACGCGGGCGACGGACGGAGACACGUUAUGUCUGUGAGCAUUGUAUGACGUCACAUUUCAAUUUAUUAGAAAUAAGCUCAUAGAGGAUUGGAAAUAAAUAAAAAUCUGUUUGUCAAAACAAUAUAA